GUAAAUUUUAAAAUAGAUUUUUGGCCAAUCAUUAAUCGAGAAGCUUGUAAUUACAAUACACAAAUGGUAUGAGCAGUGAAAUUCCACGAUUCAGGAAGAGUUGAGUAUGACCGGUGCUUUUAGAUUUAUAAAUACCGCAUCGAAACAAUUGCAAAAUAAGUUUCCUGCUUGUAAGCAAGGCAGAAGCUGGCUUGCUCAAACCUAUCAAAGGGCAUUGAGCUCCGAAGAUUGUAAACGAGUGAAUGGUCAAGAGGGAGAUGCUAAGAUCAGCAAAUCGCGUCCAAAACAAUACAAAUUUUUUUCUAUAGGGCAUGUGCUCCUAGAUCACACGGCUCAACUGCAUGCCAACGAAAUGGAUUUGCUGCGUACAUUUCAUAUACCACCGAAUACCAAAGGUGAAUUAGAUUUCCAAACUUUGCGAAAGUUGAAGGAGGAAGUUUGCAAAAGAGUGAAAUGUGUGGAAAGCCCUGGCGGUUCGGCUCUUAAUACGGUACGCAUACUGACACAUUUAGGCGAAAAUGCACUUUUCAUUGGUUCGAUUGGUGACGACGAGGCAGGACAAAAGCUGCAAAAAUGUUUCAAGGAACAGAACAUUGAAGCUCGUCUGUUUACAUACAAGAAUAUUCCUACCGGCGAAUGCGUGUCAAUCAUAAAUAUGGACACGCACGAUGAAGUGCUCUACGCGAAUAUUGGCGCCUCUGACCAAAUCAAUAUGGACCAAAUGAUUCAAGUCGAACAAGAAUUACAUUUUCUGCGACCUCCUGAGCGCAAGCAAAUCAUUUAUAUCGAAGGCUUUAUGCUAUCUCAGUGUGAAGAGAUCUGCACUCGUUUGGUGAAGAAUUAUGUGCGCGGGCGGCGUUGGCUGGCGAUUAACUUGAGUGCCGAAUAUGUAGUACGCAAACAUUUUGAUAUAAUCAUGGAAUUGAUAUGUGCAGCCUAUUUUAUUUUCGGCAAUUUCAAGGAAUUUUCCGCAUUGGCGGAUAAAAUGGGCUUCGGUGCUGACUUAGACAAAGCGCUCAAAACGAUAUUCGAAAUGACUUGCGGUCCACGUAUAAUUAUUAUUACCAUGGAUAGAGAAGGCGUUGUACUUGUUGCUAAUGUUGAGUAUGAAUCUGACAAUGCGGGAGAAGUAUUUUACCGAAGAUGUAAUGCAGUGCCUGUGGAAAAUGUGGUCGACUCAACUGGGGCGGGAGAUUCAUUCGUUGCGGGAUUCUUGCAUGCCUUCCUCAAUAAAUACAAACUGUUGGAUUGUGUUAUUGUAGGCUCUGCAGUGGCUGCUAAGGUGGUCACCACAAUCGGUUGCAAUCUGCCAAAAGAUUUCAAUGUGAGCACAAUAACAAAUAAAAUGACAAAAAAUAAAUAAAGAAAAAUUAUAUUUUUUUAA
Messenger RNA from Anastrepha ludens (Mexican fruit fly), 1384 nucleotides. RefSeq names its product adenosine kinase-like. The record is from RefSeq and is a predicted model, not a curated record. The transcript is spliced from 5 exons. Gene Ontology annotation, molecular function: adenosine kinase activity. Gene Ontology annotation, cellular component: nucleus; cytosol. Bases 107 to 1363 code for a protein of 418 amino acids. Gene Ontology annotation, biological process: purine ribonucleoside salvage. Lineage: Eukaryota; Metazoa; Arthropoda; Insecta; Diptera; Tephritidae.